AUGGUCCAAGAGCUUUUGGCCGCGGGUGCCUCCAAGGAGAAACCAAUGAAAAAUGGUGCCACUCCAGUGCAUUUGGCUGCCCAGAGCGGCCAUGUGAAAGUUGUGAGGUGCCUCCUGGAAGCCAAAGCUUCCAGCAACCCCCGGGCGGAGGACGGCCGGCGGCCCUUGCAUAUCGCAGCACAGAAGAAUCACCUGGAGGUGAUCCGCUGCUUGCUGCAGCUACAAGCCGAUGUCAAUGCUCCUGGGCCCCAUGGGAUGAGUGCUGCCUUCUUGGCAUCUCAAAGAGGCUUCCCAGAAAUCCUGCUGGAGCUGUGUGAAGCGAAGGCCUCCCCAGAGGCGGUCGACCUCAGUGGUGCCAGGCUUUUGGACGUGACCAUCCAAGAGGGGCAUUUGGAGUUAGUCAAGCUCCUGGUUGCCUGUGGUGCUGAAUUGACGGCCAGCAACCGCUUGGGAAGGACACCUUUGCAUGUGGCAGCUUUUGCGGGUGAGUUGGAGAUUGUCAAAUGGCUUAUUCAAGAAGGCCAGGCCUUGUUUAUUUCAGCUUGUGGAUUGAGUUUGGCAAGAUUUGUGUCCUGUAGUCAAGUAGGACUCUGA
Molecule: messenger RNA, 594 nt
Organism: Durusdinium trenchii
Lineage: Eukaryota; Dinophyceae; Suessiales; Symbiodiniaceae
Source: the annotation of a GenBank genome assembly